AUGAGUUUUCAAGACUUCAAAAUAUUCACAAAUGAAUCUGCGGGUCCUAUAAUAAAGAUAUGUGGUCUUCAGACCGUGGAAGCAGCCCGUCGAGCCCUAGAUGCCGGUGCCAACAUGAUAGGAAUAAUAUGCGUACCCAAUAGGAAGAGGACCGUGGACCCUAAUAUAGCGAAACAGAUAUCUGCAAUGAUCCAUGGUGAUGCACGCUACGAGGGUCGAUAUCUUGUUGGGGUGUUCCGUAAUCAGAGUAUAGAGGAGGUGUCUAGGAUUGCGAAAGAAUACGGUGUGGAUGUGGUGCAGUUACAUGGGGAUGAAUCAUGGAGUCCUUAUCAUGAUGCGGUGAACGUUCCUGUUAUUAAACGAUGCGUGUUUUCUAGGGAUUGUGAUACUGUGGUGGAGAUUUGUCAUGAUCUUGAGAAUCGAUGUUUACCAUUAUUUGAUUCUGAAGCUGGUGGCACGGGUGAGGUAUUGGAUUGGGAUGCGAUUUCUCAAUGGGCCCUUGAGCAACAUGAUGAGAAGAUCAAGUUUAUACUUGCUGGUGGAUUAGUACCUGAGAAUGUCAACAAAGCUGUGAAGUUACACGGUGUAAUGGGUGUGGAUGUCAGUGGAGGUGUUGAGACUAAUGGAGGGAAAGAUAUGGAUAAGAUUGAUAAUUUUAUAAAGAAUGGGCGAAAAUAA
This is a messenger RNA of Naumovozyma castellii, 678 nucleotides long. RefSeq names its product phosphoribosylanthranilate isomerase TRP1 (gene TRP1). The transcript has a single exon. The record is from RefSeq and is a predicted model, not a curated record. NCBI's taxonomy places the organism in Eukaryota, Fungi, Ascomycota, Saccharomycetes, Saccharomycetales, Saccharomycetaceae. The coding region runs from base 1 to 678 and encodes 225 amino acids.